CACCUCAUCCCCACAACUAAAAAAAAAAUUCAUCAUAUUGAACAUCCGUCCCUGCUAAUUUAGAUAUCUAAUUUGAGCAUUUACCGCACAGUUGUCGAGUAGUAACUCGAAUAGUUACGAAAAUCUGAGCUGAAAAAAUAAAAACUAUUUUUCUUUACUGGGCGAAGUGACUGGAUUUUGAUCCCUUUCCCUUUUUUCUAAUAAACAAAACUACAAUGACACCUAAUAUUUCUAAGGCUAAUAAAAAACCAAAGAAAGAAUUGUACAUGUUCAUUACCGAUGAAUACAUCAAACAACAAGACGAAGACGAACUCAGAAUACAGGAGGAUGCAAUUCAUCAAAUACAUGGAGGCAGGUAUCAUCUCGAUGGACCCUUGCCCGUUACUGAGGAUGACGAUGAACUUAACCACGAAAAAGCUUUUCGUUUCGAUGAUCAAGACUGCGACAUGAAUUCUCUUGGUGGUGGUGAUGAUGAUCACGGUGCAUGGAACGAUCACGACGAUUUUUUUUGUACUCAACCUGAACCUGUCAAUGAGGCUGCUAAUAUUCAGCCUGUUAUUACCCAGCCUGUCACUACCCAGGCUGUCAGCACUGAGCCUGUUGUCAACUUGACUCAACAUAGAAUCAAGUUACAGAAGCUUUCUGCGGCUUGGAAGGACCUUAUGAAGGUCUUCCCAAAUGCAUAUCUGGCUUUUUUGGGUCAUAAUGGCGGCUUGCCCAACAUGUUGGAUGGCCAAGGUUGUCUUAGGAGUCCUUCUUGUGGGUGUCCCGAUGACUAUAUGAGGCUAGCCAAAGUCAACUUCUUUUUUGUCUGGGUUAUACUUAUACGAAGUUUCAAAGGUGUAAAAAAUAGCGAAGGAUUUUUCUACUGUAGCCAUUGUAAUACCUUGCCUGUUGCUUUGGUGGAAUCUGGAUUUUUUCCUUUGUCACCAAACAGAACAACAGGUGCUGUACACUUUAGUCUCUGUGAUUUUUUUCUUAGACUAAGAAACACCUUUGCAGGUUCGGCUGAGAAAAUAUCAAGCUUCUAUGACGCCUGGGCUACUGGCACCGAAAAGGCCAGUAUCUCGGAGGAAAAAUGCUCAAAUACCAUCCUUCUGUAUCAUAAGAUGGUUGAGCUGUCGGAACAGAUGGUACUGGGGGAAGUUUCCACGUCGUGUCCUGCUUGUCCUGAGGUUGGAUCAACCGAUGUUAAUGACAAGCAGUUCAUGACGAUGGAUGGAAACUUUCGUUUGAGAGGUACAAGAUCGCUGGCGGAUGAAGGUGACCUUUCUAAGGUUUCGGGCCUUGGUAAAUUCAAGAACUUUUGGAUGAAUGAAGACUUGGUCCAGUCAUUUGACAAAUCAGAGAAGGUAAUUGAUAGUUACUAA
Molecule: messenger RNA, 1370 nt
Organism: Mucor mucedo
Lineage: Eukaryota; Fungi; Mucoromycota; Mucoromycetes; Mucorales; Mucoraceae
Exons: 4
Coding region: 216-1370 (384 amino acids)
Source: RefSeq, a predicted model, not a curated record